This is a messenger RNA of Physcomitrium patens, 2787 nucleotides long. RefSeq names its product autophagy-related protein 16. Gene Ontology annotation, molecular function: protein binding. The record is from RefSeq and is a predicted model, not a curated record. NCBI's taxonomy places the organism in Eukaryota, Viridiplantae, Streptophyta, Bryopsida, Funariales, Funariaceae. Gene Ontology annotation, biological process: autophagosome assembly.
AUUCCUGCUUUUUCCUGGUUUGUGUCUAUUUGCUGUGUGCAUCGUCGCAAUCGUCGGACAAUGCUCUCGUCGUUCUCUUGAGGUUUGAAAUUCUCCGCUGACAUUGACUUGGCUAUGUGAACUCGUCCCGGUUUCCAGCUUGAGUUCAUUCCAACAGGAUCAGGAGAGCAUUUUAGCUUGUGUGGAUUUGGGGGACUUUCUUCAGCGAUGACCCAGUGUAUUGAUCCUAGGUUUAUCGUGUUGCUGAGUUAGGUUUUAUUGGAACGCAGGGGAGGAUCUCUUGGGUAAGAGGGAGAACAUUUGUGGGUUUCGUAUGAUGAAUUUGAGCAUAGUAUCGAGUGAUGACGAAUUGUAUGCGAAGCUUUUGUCGUCUGGCAAGUUGGGGAUUUGUGUUGAUCAGUCCAUGGAUGUCAAGGCAACGUAGGCAAUCUGCCUGGGCGGAGAAGUGAUUCAAUUUUCCGGAUUAGGGUAUGUGUUGUGUGUUGUGAGAAACAUGGAGAUGGAGGAUCGGAUGGGGUAUGCUAUCGUCCAGGCCUGUAGAGCAAUUAAGCGACGCCACAAGUUGGAGGAGGGGGCAUUUGCGCCAGCUAUUGCUGCUAUAUCCCAUGUGGUCAAUUCGCCGGCCACUCUGGAAUUGGGAGAGAAAUUGAAGGAUUUGCAGAUAGAGUUGAAUCAAAGUUAUCAAAAGCAUUCACAGGUAUCGGAUAGGCUAGUACAGGAAGUUACGGAGAGCCAAUCGUUACGUACGCAGCUUGGGGACAAGGAAACUGCUAUCAAUGAACUGCAAGAGGAGCUCACUGCUGCAAAGGAGAAGAUUUUGCAAAUUGAAAUUAACGUAAAGGAGACACAAGGAGCCCUAGAUGCCACCACCUCUGAGGUUGACGAGCUCCGAUCACAUGUCAAGGAACUCGAAGGACAAAUCAUCGAUUUGAAGAAGGAGAAUGACAUGUUGAUUGAGCGUUGGAUGGAUCAAAAAAUGCGGGACGCGGAACGGCUCAACGAGGCCAACGCUAUGUAUGAGGAUAUGAUGGAGAAGGUUAAAGCUGGGCAGCUAAUGGAGCUCGCUCGCACCCAAGUGGAUGGCAUAGUUAGACAUAGUGAAGCUGGCGCAGAGAACUACGUCAAAUCUGGGCUCCCUUCGGCGGUGAAGCAUGUCAUCAGGGCACACGAUGUCAUGUGUUCAGCAAUUCAUUUCGAACAAGGAGGCAAAAAUGUCUACAGUGGAGGACAUGACAAGCUUGUCAAAAGUUGGAAUGUGGUAAAUGGAUCUUGUAUGUCCACUCUUAGGGGUUGCUUGGGUUCUGUAUUGGACUUAUCCAUGUCCUACGACAAAAAUCUGGUUAUAGCAGCAUGUAGUGACCAUAAAUUGCAUCUGUGGGAGAGUCAGACAGGUCGGAUGCGGCAUACCUUGACAGGGCAUACUGAGAAGGUUGUUUCUGUUGACAUUAGCAAAACAAGCAAUCGACGCGCCGUGAGUGCUGCCUACGAUCGGACAUUGAAGGCAUGGGACAUGCAGACAGGAUAUGUCACCAACACUUUGAUUUGCUACUCUAAUUGCAACGCCGUGGCCCUGACCAUGAACGGGGAGGUUCUUUGCUCGGGUCAUAUGGAUGGGAACCUACGCUUGUGGGAUAUCCGCUCUGGGAAGCAGUCAAGCGAGGUUGUUGCCCACAACCAGGGAAUAACAUCAGUCUCUGUGUCCAGAAAUGGCCACACGAUGCUGACCAGCGGAAGGGAUAAUGUGCACAAUAUGAUCGAUGUUCGCACCUUAGAAGUUCAGGCUUCGUUUCGAGCUCCGGGCCUUUUGGUAGCAACAAAUUGGAGCAGAUCAUGUCUGAGUCCAGACGAGAGAUAUGUUGCUGCAGGUGGAGCGGAUGGAUCUGUAGUAGUAUGGAAUCGUUUCGCAAAAGAUGGUACCGUGACUCUGAAAGGACAUUCCAGCCCUGUAUUAGCUUGUACGUGGAGUGAUGAAGGUAGACCACUGGUUACUGCAGACAAGAGCGGGUGUGUCAUCGUGUGGGAGUAAGUUAUCCAUGUCCUUCACUUGUAAAUACGGUCAACCAACUAAGCUGACGCCAUUUAUUGAAAGCAUGGCAAGCUUUGGGGCCCAUGUCAGGAGAUUAAGCUUGAGGCUCUUUGGUCGUUAUCCAUCAAAGCGAGCACUCAUUAAGGAAUUUAUUUUCCUUGAAUUCAACUUGGAACCGUGGAACAGUGAUUGCCAAGGUCCAAACAGGACAUAGAAUGGAUUCAUUAAAAAUAUAUUUAUGAAUUCAAUCUUGUUGUGUGUGAAGGAUGUAUGCCCAUUCUGCAACCAAGUAUGAAAGUUUACUUCGAUCUUUUCAUUCCUCCUCUCAGAUUAAUCGUAAAUUUAGAACGUCAGUUGUUUGUGUGUUCUCUUCCUUUUUGUCUUCUUUUCUCCCCUAAUCUAUCUGGUACGGUACACAUAGUGCUGUAAAGGAAAGCGAAAUGCUGCUUUUCGUUUUCAAUAGCUCUUUCUUAAACAUUGAGAGAUCUGUGUAAUUCAUGUAAAUUAAGAUAAGGAAUGGGCAGGAUCUGAGAGAUGGUUGGACAGCUUGCUAGCUCAUUCUCAUUAAAUUUAGAAGUGAUUGCCUCAAAUCUGGAACCAAAUAGUCAGCUCUCAGGUUGGAACAUACAUUCUUACUUGGAUAGACGGUCCUUAGGGGUGUAAAGCAAUAACUGUAGAGGCUGCAUUAUAGAUCGAUUGUCUAUGUACUAUGAAUGGGGACCUUCAAUCUGGACACAAUAAAGUACACUACAAUUCAAGAA